Messenger RNA from Centruroides sculpturatus (bark scorpion), 1740 nucleotides. Its product is annotated as glucose dehydrogenase [FAD, quinone]-like. NCBI's taxonomy places the organism in Eukaryota, Metazoa, Arthropoda, Arachnida, Scorpiones, Buthidae. The transcript is spliced from 11 exons. The record is from RefSeq and is a predicted model, not a curated record. Gene Ontology annotation, molecular function: oxidoreductase activity, acting on CH-OH group of donors; flavin adenine dinucleotide binding. Bases 1 to 1683 code for a protein of 560 amino acids.
AUGAUUUGUAUAUUUACGUUACUACUCGUAAUUUUACAAUGUUGUAAAGCAAUUGAUUCUAACGAAUAUGACUUUAUUAUCGUUGGUUCUGGUGCCGCCGGUUCAGUUAUGGCUAAUAGAUUAUCUAAGGAUCCUUCUAACAGGGUUCUUCUACUGGAAGCUGGUGAAAGACCUAACUUAGCGAGUCAGAUUUAUGCACUAUCUUUAGGUGAAAGCAAUGCAAGACAUGAUUGGAAUUUCACGUCCAUACCACUUAAAAGAAUUGGGCAGGGAUUACGAGAAAGGCGGCUCUCGGUAGCAGCAGGAAGGGUUCUGGGCGGUUCAGCUUCGUUAAAUGCCGGUGUUUAUUUUCGAGGAAACAGACAUGACUUUAAUAAUUGGGCUCGAAAUGGAGCGAUCGGUUGGGACUGGCAAAAUGUUUAUCCUUAUUUCUUAAAAAUGGAAGACAAUCGAGAUAUUGGGAUUGUUGCAAACGGGUACCAUGGUGUUGGUGGAGAAUUAGUUAUUCAGUUUCCUCCCUUUCAUACCGCAUUGACAAAUGCAUAUAAUGAAGCAGCGGAAAGUAUUGGUUAUCCGUAUGGAGAUUACAAUGCACAGCAUCAAACUGUUUUUAUGCAGCCUCAAGGUGCAAUCAAUCGUGGAAUAAGAUGGAGUGCAGUUCGAGGUUUUAUCGAUCCAAUCAUAGGAAGGAGGAAUUUUCGAUUGAUUACGUCUGCAUUUGUAACUAAGAUAUUAAUUGACGAAGAUAAUAGAGCUUAUGGUGUUUUAUUCGAUCACAAUGGAAAGACUCUCACGGUAUUUGCAAGGAAGGAAGUGAUAAUAUGUGCCGGGACUUUCAAUUCUCCCAAAUUGCUUAUGUUGUCAGGAAUUGGGCCGAAAAAUGUUUUACAUAGUUUACAUAUACCUGUGAAAGUGGAUCUUCCUGUAGGGAAUAAUCUACAUGAUCAUACUUCGACUACAGUAAUGCAAUUUCUUGUUGAUUCUUAUACGUUUUCGAAACAUCGAUUUACUAAAGAAGAUUACCAAGAACUUCUAAUUAAUGGAACAGGUCCACUGACUACACUCGGAGCAGUAGAAUCGAACGGAGCCGUUAACACCAAGUAUAACGAAAAUAGAGAUUGGCCUGAUGUAAUUUUAUUUUGGCUAACUUCUAGACUUGAAAAUGCACUUUCAAAUGCAAAUGAUGAAGAUGUCAUUUCAUGCUUACCUUAUGUCGUUCGGCCUAAAAGUCGAGGAGUGUUAACGUUGAAAUCCAAAGAUCCUCAUGAGAAACCUCUAAUUGAUUUCAAUAUCUUAUCUCAUCCUUAUGAUUUGAAAGCUCUUGUAGAAGGUUCAAAACAUUGUUUGUUAAUGGCAUCUACAAAACCUAUGAGGAAGUUUAAUGUCAGACCCCUUCCGUUUAUUAUGCCAGGAUGUGAACAUUUCAAACCAUUCAGCGAUGAAUAUCUGGCUUGUAUCGUUUCCGUUUUGCCUUUCUCAGGAUAUCAUUUUGUUGGAACCUGCAAAAUGGGUCAUCCAGAUGAUCCUUCUUCAGUAGUAGAUCCAAGUCUCAAAGUUAAAGGCAUCCAUGGACUAAGAGUUGUCGACGCAUCGAUUAUUCCUUCAUCAAUUGGGGCCGCUACAAUGGCUCCUACUAUGAUGAUAGCAGAGAAAGCAGCAGAUAUGAUACUUCAUAAUUUAUAAAAUUAUAUAUAUCAAUUUUUAUAUGUUAUUACAAGUUUAAUAUAAUAUAAAAUAGUU